ACCUCAAGAAUUCAGUGUUAUCUACAUAAGAGGAGUGAGUCAAGUCAUAAGAAGGCAGUGCAAGAUAUUCUAGCCCUACUUACAAGAGCCACAGAACCCAUUAUUAAGGAGAAAAUUUUCACACUAAAUACUGAAGCAAGUUUUCCUUGUCCUUGAGUGUACCUGUAGCUGUGUGGUGUGUUUGUCCAGCAAGAGAAAGGUUUACCAGAAUAAAUAUUUGUGCAGCCGAAAGUGUUGCUAAUAGCAGAUUCUUGGUGCCUGACUCAGGAUGUUUGGUCCUUCUCCACAAUGAAUGAGUGUUACUAUGACAAGCGGAUGGACUUUUUUUACAACAGGAGCAACACAGACACUGCUGAUGAGUGGACAGGAACAAAGCUUGUGAUCGUGUUGUGUGUUGGAACAUUUUUCUGCCUGUUUAUUUUUUUUUCGAAUUCUCUAGUUAUUGCCGCAGUGAUCAAAAACAGAAAGUUUCACUUCCCCUUCUACUACCUGUUGGCUAAUCUAGCCGCUGCGGAUUUCUUUGCUGGAAUUGCCUACGUAUUCCUGAUGUUUAACACCGGCCCCGUGUCAAAAACUUUGACUGUCAACCGCUGGUUUCUCCGCCAGGGGCUCCUGGACACCAGCUUGACCGCCUCUCUGACCAAUCUGCUGGUGAUUGCUGUGGAGAGGCACAUGUCAAUCAUGAGGAUGAGGAUCCACAGCAACCUGACGAAAAAGAGGGUUACGCUGCUCAUUUUGAGUAUCUGGGCCAUCGCCAUCUUUAUGGGGGCUGUCCCCACCCUGGGCUGGAAUUGCCUCUGUGACAUCUCUGCCUGCUCUUCCCUGGCCCCCAUUUAUAGCAGGAGUUACCUCAUUUUCUGGACAGUGUCCAACCUUGUGGCCUUUUUCAUCAUGGUUGUGGUGUACCUGCGGAUCUACAUGUAUGUCAAGAGGAAAACCAAUGUUUUGUCUCCACAUACGAGUGGGUCCAUCAGCCGCCGGAAGACACCCAUGAAGCUGAUGAAGACAGUGAUGACUGUCUUAGGGGCCUUUGUCGUGUGCUGGACCCCAGGCCUGGUGGUUCUGCUGCUUGAUGGCCUGAACUGUACGCAGUGUGGCGUGCAGCAUGUCAAAAGGUGGUUCCUGCUGCUGGCGCUGCUGAACUCUGUCAUGAACCCCAUCAUCUACUCCUACAAGGACGAGGACAUGUACAGCACCAUGAAGAAGAUGAUCUGCUGCUUCUCUCAGGAGAGGAACCUGGACAGACGUCCCUCCCGCCUCCCCUCCACCAUCCUCAGCAGGAGCGACACGGGCAGCCAGUAUAAGGAAGACAGUAGCAGCCAAGGCACGGUUUGCAACAAGAACAGUUCCUAAGCUGUGGGUGUCCCCAUGCCCACAAGGGCCUCCUCUGGGAGAGGAGCUGUGAAGAAUGGCUGCCUGUCUCUAACAACACCCACCUACAGUGUUAUUUCAGGUCUCAACCACUGGUGGAUUUUUUUUGAAAAAUUAUUUUACAUAGUUUCAAAGCAUGGGCAGCAAAGAGGGGACAUGCUCCAUUUGGAGAAAAUGCACAAAAGAGGGAAGACAGUGCAGUGGAACCCUCAGUGAUGUCCUUGGAACCACUCAGAGCACCAACCCCGGCCCUGCCGCCAUCUUGUAGCCAUUCUCUUUGUGUUUUAAAAGGAUGUUGUUGAUAGAGGGCUUAAGCCAAGAUAAAUAAUAAUGUUACUUGAGCCACUUGAUGUAGCUGCUUGGAAAGCCUAUGUAGUUCUUUCUGCAUGCAUUUAAAAUUUUGAAAACGCUUCAUCUAUGAUAUUUGUUUCCUCAAAGAAACCAUGGCCCAUAGCUCGGUGUUCAGUAGGGAUCUCAGAGUCACAAAUCAGUAAGGGCUCCAGAUUAGACUUGAUUUUUAACUAGAAGAACAUUCUGAGGAAGAAGAUUUAGUUACUAACAAAAAAAGGUAAAUGUUAGAAACUUUCCUUGAAGCAGGAAAAAAGGCCUUGAUGUGGUCAUCUAAGUGUGCAUGGGUGUGUGCACACACUUGUAUGUUUAAACAUUUCUAAUUUGUAUUUAAAGACCUCAAGGACAGUAAUGGUGAAAGAAAGUCACUGGCCAUCGAGACUGUUCAGUCUAGGACUAUAGCUGUAAAAAUGACCUGUUGUGUUCUAAAAGAAAAGAGAAAGAGGUGAUUCAUUGGCAAAUAGACAUACAGACAUACAGCAGGGUGAAAGGUGAUAUUGAUAAAUGGGCUGAAUUCCAUUCAUAUAGGAUAAAAUAGGAGGUUGACUUAAGCCUUUAUCUUCAUUACCUUUAUACCACUAAUGGCUUGUCAGACUUAGUAUGUGGAAUAAUUUUCUUGUUUCAUAUUUUGCCCACACUUACCGACAUAUAUUUCUGGUACUUGUCUUACUUAUGAACUGGAUUUUGAUCCAUGCUCAAUUUUAAAAUUUUCUCCUUCAAAGAACUAAGUAAGCAACAUGAAAAGCUAGUCAGUUAAAAAAAAAAAAAGUGUCAUACACAUAGGCUACUGACCAAAGUUUUUUAUAUAAAGAAUUUAGAAUAUAUUCAGAUUUUAAAAUAAGAAUAACUUCAAGGCAGUUAUAGUAUUUAUGUAGUUUGCAAAAGAAGUUUACAUUUUUUUGCUAUUGUGAUGUAACAUUUACGUGCAAGAACUACUUGGAAUAAAAGGAUUUGAAAAGUUGAGCUUUUUAGAUGUAAUAGCCUAAAAUGGAGAGUAUUAUGAUUUGAAGGUGUAGAUUUCACAAACUCCAUGUAGUAAGUGGGUCUAUCUGAAGCUUAUAUCAAAGCUACCGAUAAAAUAAAAUAAAAUAAAAUAAAAUAAUUUGUUCUCUC
This is a messenger RNA of Neogale vison (American mink), 2832 nucleotides long. RefSeq names its product lysophosphatidic acid receptor 3 (gene LPAR3). Gene Ontology annotation, molecular function: lysophosphatidic acid receptor activity. Bases 289 to 1353 code for a protein of 354 amino acids. Lineage: Eukaryota; Metazoa; Chordata; Mammalia; Carnivora; Mustelidae. Gene Ontology annotation, biological process: G protein-coupled receptor signaling pathway. The transcript is spliced from 4 exons. The record is from RefSeq and is a predicted model, not a curated record. Gene Ontology annotation, cellular component: membrane.